AUGGUGGAGACGGGCGGUCGCCACCUCUUUGAGGCGUUAACCCUCUGCGAGGUGAUUCUCUCCCGCUACAAGCGAUGCAACUUGCAACUUGACGAAACAGAAAAGAAGGCGUUUCACGCGCUUUCUGAGCGAUUUCAUGAAAUUGCGCCUGGUGCAGCGGAGGAUUCUGCGUUGUACGCCAAACGACAUGACGGCGUAACCGCGGCUCCGGUGGUUCCGGCGAUCGGGGCGGCGGUUCAGUCUCCCAUUGAGUGCGUUACAAGGCUAAUGGAAAAAUGUAUUGACCUCCUCCUCCCCAUUAAAGAGGUCCUGAUGAUGCUCAAUGAACAGCUAUCCGCAGUGCUGCGGGCCGACCAUACACGCACUUACUAUCUUGACCCCGGUGACGAGCUGCUUCUCGACCCUGUGAAUGGCGUAGCGGCGCCGGCGGACGAAAGCACGCCGCUGGGUAAAUCACUGACCUCCAUGGAGUCCUUCAGCAUCGCCGGGACGCUGUACAUACCACUGUCGCACAAAGGCAGAGUCAUCGGCUGCGUCGAAAGCCCUUCUGGUAGGACCGACUACCACAGUAACACACUAAUCGAUGGUGUUCUGCGUGUAACUGCAACUGUGCUUCACAACGCCAUUGAGUCGGAAAGACUGAACUGGAACAAGGAAAAGGCAGAGGCCAUGCUGACAAUGGCGACGCAGCUCGCCCGUGACAACCUGGACGAGGCCGUGCUUGCCAACUCCAUCAUGAACACCGCCAAGGCGCUCACGGAGAGCGACCGCUGCAGCAUCUUCCUCGUCAAGGACGACACACUGGAGGCCCACUUUGAAGAUGGCAAUAUUGUCACCAUCCCGAUUAGCGCGGGUAUUGCGGGAUUUGUGGCCCAGUCAGGUGAAACAGUAAACAUUUCCGAUGCGUACGCCGACGAGCGCUUCAACCGCGAGGUGGAUAAGGCAACUGGAUACCGCACCAAGACGAUUCUCUGCAUGCCUGUGACGUAUGAGGGCUCGAUUGUGGCCGUUGCCCAGUUGAUCAACAAGCUGGACAUGGUGACGGAGAGCGGCCUGAGACUGCCACGCACCUUUGGCAGGCGCGACGAGGAGCUUUU
Trypanosoma conorhini is the source of this 1097-nucleotide messenger RNA. RefSeq names its product cAMP specific phosphodiesterase. The record is from RefSeq and is a predicted model, not a curated record. Lineage: Eukaryota; Euglenozoa; Kinetoplastea; Trypanosomatida; Trypanosomatidae. Gene Ontology annotation, molecular function: protein binding. The annotation marks the transcript as partial. The transcript has a single exon.